GGCCACCUCCGUUCCGAUCGCUCGUUCCUUUCGUUCGUUACAAUAUCAUCCGCAGGAAACUGCCGCCGCUGCGCCGCAGUUUUUCAAAUUAUCCAAGGAAACCCGAAACCACGGCAACGCGCGGGUGCGGUCGGAUAAACAAUUAAGGGCUCACCUGUAAUAAAACGAAAAAAAAAUAAAAACAAAAAAACAAACAAACAAUAUCAUCGACGACAAAAUAACGGCGAAACGAUUUGAAGAACGAGAUACGUGACACAUUUUAACCGCGUUACAUGAAAUCGGUUGGUAGGCAAAAGUGCGCGUUACGAUAUGUAAAAUCGUGAGGUAAUUAUUUUGAAUAAUAUCGAGUCACCGGGGGCUUCAAGAAGCGGGCGGGUUGGAAGACAGAAGCUAGAAGAAAUAAGGUGAUAAAAUUAUUCGUCGAAUAAUUUGAAGCGAAAUAGCGUUAUAAGCCAAAGAAUUUUGUUCGUCUGACGGACGGGGGAGAGAAGAGAAAAUUUUCCGAACGAAAUAAAAGUAAAAGAAGAAAGAGAAGAAGACAAAAAAUAGAGAAAAGACGAGAAACAAACCGUUUAAAUUCCGUGGUGCGGAUUCCGAGGCGGAUCAAAAGCGUGAACUUAAUUCUUUGGAGAAAAGUGUGGCUCACAAGUCCUGAGAACACCUUCGCGACUCACUUGCUGCCUGUUGCCGUAGCUGUUGCUGUUGCUGCUGCUGCUGCUGCUGGUCGUAGUUCGUCGUCGACUUUCUCCAGAGACCUGGGGAGCCGGUAAAUGUCUUCUGACGACGAGUAACGGUGGAGUAUUACGUUCGAGGUGCUGCCUGGCGAAGCCCUCGAUUGAAAAAAAAAAAAAAAAAGACUGACCCGACGACGGAAUAUACGCGGGGCCGCUGUUGCUGGAUAGGCGAAAUUCAGUGCUGACGGGAUAAGUGGAAAGAGUAGGAGAAAAUUAGGAAAAUUUAAAUUAAACGAGUAAACUCUUCGCUCGCGCUAAUCGAACCGAUAACGGUAAUCAAACCGGCUAAAUAUGAGGGUGCACAGAGGGAUAUGCGGCAAACUUCAGAGUGGAUUUCUCAGGCGAUGGUGGGCCGCGAUACUCGUCGGUAUUUUCUUGAUAAUAGUGGCCGCCAUAUUGGCGACUUUCUUUCCAAAGAUCGUCGAUGCUUUGGUGGACAGGGAAGUCGCCCUUCGAGACGGUGGACGGGCCUACGGAUGGUGGAAGGAACCCCCGGUGGCACCGCAUAUGCACGUUUACGUCUACAACGUUACCAAUGCCGACGCAUUUCUCAACAAUGGGGAAAAACCGGCGCUCCAGGAGAUCGGUCCCUACGUGUACAUAGAGAAAUGGAUCAAGGUCGACGUGGAAUUCAACGAUAACGAUACGGUCACCUACAAACAGAGGAAGGAAUUUGUUUUCUCGUUGGAACUAUCGGUGGGUUCGGAAGACGACGUCGUCGUAGUUCCAAACGUCCCCAUGUUAUCGGCAACGAGUCAAUCCAAGCACGCGGCACGCUUCCUCCGUUUGGCCAUGGCCUCCAUAAUGGACAUAUUGAAGAUAAAACCGUUCGUGGAAGUAUCAGUUGGACAGCUGUUAUGGGGUUACGAAGACCCGCUCCUCAAAUUGGCCAAAGACGUCGUGCCCAAGGAGCAAAAACUCCCCUACGAUCAGUUCGGUCUGAUGUACCGUAAGAACGGUACAGCGCCCGAUCUCUACACGGUAUGGACCGGCCAAAACGAUAUCACCAAGUACGGAAUGAUUGAAAAAUGGAACGGUAAAAAGGGACUCGGUCAUUGGUCUACGCCCCACUGCGACAGCAUAUUCGCCAGCGACGGCAGCAUAUUUCCACCCCACAUAACAAAGCACACCGUUCUCAAGGUCUUCGACAAGGACCUCUGCAGGGCUUUGCCUCUGGUGUUCAAGCAAGAGGUAACCACGGCUGGUGGAGUGCCGGGAUUCAGAUUCGUACCACCGGCCGACGUCUUCGCAUCCCCCGACCGCGUACCUUCGCAACAAUGCUUCUGUCCGUCCGGACCACCCUGCGCACCCGAGGGAACCUUCAACGCAUCACUCUGCCAAUACGACUCGCCGAUAUUGCUGAGUUUCCCGCAUUUCUAUCUCGCUGACCCGGCGUUACGAGAGGCGGUGACCGGCAUUUCUCCACCUGACGCAGAAAAACAUCAACUGUAUAUCGACGUGCAACCGAAUAUGGGUACGGCCCUGAGAGCCAGAGCACGUAUCCAGAUCAAUCUGGCCGUUAGCCAGGUCAGCGACAUUAAGCAGGUCGCAUCUUUCCCGGACAUCGUAUUCCCGAUUAUAUGGUUCGAAGAUGGUAUCGAUGAACUCCCGACCGAGAUGAGAUCCUUAUUAAAGAUGGCCGUCGACGUACCUCCGAUCGCUAGAGCGGCGAUUUCCGGCGCCUUGGGGGCCAUCGGACUCAUAGUUGUUAUCGGAGCGUUGAUAUGCCUGGCGAGAGCGGCGAGCCGUCAAGAAAAAUUACAUCUCACAAACCCAUUGCCAUCGAACGGAAAGAAGGGAAUGAGUCCGAAUUUCCAAAAUCCAUCAGCCUCGUAACUCUCGCAUCGCAUCGACCCGAAGAUGCAGUAUAAAUAUUUAUGUAUUGAUUAGAUUUGUAUAAUUAUGCGACAUGCUCAUCGGCGGGAUACAUACGAAAACUCCACUGGCCGGUAAUACAUACCUGCAUGAAUUUUUUGAAAAUUUCGAUCGACUGGGUAAAGUUUUUUUUUGUUUUUUUUAUUUCCCUUAUCGUUUUUUUUUUUCGUUCUUGAUUUUAAUUUUUAUUUCUUGUUUCGAGUGUCCGAAUAUUUUUGCGGAUCAUAAGUUGUAUAGGUAAUUACAUCUAUAUGUAUAGGUAUACGAAGUGAAAAAGAAAGAUUAUUAUAAUUGAUCGAAUAUUCAUUUGGAACAGACACAGAAGAAACAAAAAAGAAAAAUAAAAAUGAAAACAAAACAGAAUUUCUUACAACUUACCAGUCGUGCCUUGAAAUUUUACGUUAUGUAUAGGUGAUACGUAAACCGUAAUAUAGGAAAUUUAAUUAGCGUUUAUAAUAAUCGUGAUUUUGAACCUAAACGUGCAUCGAUCCGCAAGUGAGUCGGUGAAGUUUCUUCCUGUAAGAAAUCAACAACGACAAAAAACCAAGAUGGAGUAAUAAUUUGACGUUGUGAAGCGAAAAAUAGAUGGCAAUGCUACUUAAAAUUGUUCGUCGUAAGAAAUAUAUUUUUUCUCUGUUCUGCUAUUGAUUGCCACAAUUCACUCAUAGAUACGGAAUUACACCGACAAAAUUGGAACUGGUUUGCGAUCGUCCUCGCAGAAUCGUGAAUCGAUAAUACUUUUUUAUUUUUUAUCUACAUUUUUCAAUCAAUCAAACUAUCAAUCGAUCAAUAAAGAAGAAAAACCCGAAAUUGAAAAAAAUACAUCGUCCAAAUCCGACCGGGAAUAUGCGAGUCGAAUAUAUACAUACAUAUAUAUAUUAUUCGGUAUCAGAUCAUGUGAUUAUAAAUUCUUUCAAAAAUUAAGAUUGUUUCUUAGGUUUCGAAUCUAAUGGCGCUCAAAAUGCAACGAAUGUAUAAUGUUCGCGUAACGUAAAUACAUCAGCUGGUAGUCCGAUAAAAUACAUUACGUUUUGUCACGGACAAAUAAAUUUACCAUCUUCGAUCGUAUACACCAUUGUAUCGUUUGAAUAAAAUUUAGAUUUACGUAUAUGGAAAGAUGGGGAAUUCAAUAAAAAGUGAGAAAAUAAAAAUUCAAAAAAAAAAAAAAAAUUAAAUGAAGUAAUA
This is a messenger RNA of Athalia rosae (coleseed sawfly), 3794 nucleotides long. RefSeq names its product scavenger receptor class B member 1 (gene emp). The transcript has 6 exons. NCBI's taxonomy places the organism in Eukaryota, Metazoa, Arthropoda, Insecta, Hymenoptera, Athaliidae. Gene Ontology annotation, cellular component: membrane; lysosome; cytoplasm. The record is from RefSeq and is a predicted model, not a curated record. Gene Ontology annotation, molecular function: scavenger receptor activity. The coding region runs from base 1026 to 2570 and encodes 514 amino acids.